UCACCACCACCACCACCACAUCACCACGCCACGUCUAUCACAAUGGAGGCCGAUUCGUCGUCUGCACACCCGCACCUGUCCUUCGAUCAUGGCCUCAUGACCGUAGUCGACUCAAAUCCUUCUGCAGCAGCCAGCACAUCUGCCCCACCUCACGCCGCCAUCAGCGCCCUCGUCAGCUCCCUCAUCUCCCACCUCCCCAUCACCAUGAACGCAGACCAUGGCCCACUCCUCUCCUUGCCCCUUCCCACGACGCAAUUGCCCCGUGCCAAGCCCCUCCCCAAGCCAAAGCCCCUCACAAAAUGGCAGCAAUUCGCUCGCAAAAAGGGCAUUCCAGAGAAGAAGGCAAAGGACGGUAAACUAGUCUACGACGAGGACACAAAGGAAUGGGUUCCCAAGUGGGGUUACAAGGGCGCCAACAAAAAGGUUGAGGAGCAGUGGAUCCAUGAAGUGCCCAUGGGCAAAGAAGACGACUAUGAUCCCUCCAAGGCCAUGAAGGCUGAGCGCAAGAAGAGGAGAUUGGUCAAUGAAGGCCAGAGGUUGAAGAAUGAGGCUCGAGCGAGCAAGGAAUUGCAGGCAAAGAAUGCUGCUUCCACUUCUUCGUCUGCUCCUUUGAUCGACGACAAAGCAGCUCAACGUCUUAAACGCAAAUCAGAGCUCCUUGCCUCUAUCCGUCAAGGCCGAGCAUCGACGGCCUCGAUGGGCAAGUUUGAUCGCCACCUCGAGGGAGAGGACAAGGCAAGGCCAAAGGGACAACGACGUCACUUUGAGAGCAAUGAGGCUGAUACGGCGGGGGAGCGUGGUAGGCAAUUGGCAUUGCUCAAGGGUCUAGACGGCAGCAACAAGGGGGAUGUUGUCAAUGCGAGAAAGGCAGUUCGAUUCGAGUCAAAGGGGGAGGGAGCCCUCGCCCUAGCUAGGAAGAGGGACGGCGAAGGUCGUGGUGGUUCGGGAGGAAAGCGCAAGAGGUAAUCUGCGCACAAUGCAAUCUUACGACUUCUCAUUGCUAUCAUGUCGCACUCAGGCAGCAGCGCUGGCCUCCUUCGCUGCAGUGAGCUUGUUCUCCAACCUCCUCUCCUCUCUCAA
Molecule: messenger RNA, 1080 nt
Organism: Jaminaea rosea
Lineage: Eukaryota; Fungi; Basidiomycota; Exobasidiomycetes; Microstromatales
Product: RRS1-domain-containing protein
Exons: 1
Coding region: 43-966 (307 amino acids)
Biological process (GO): ribosomal large subunit biogenesis; ribosome biogenesis; endonucleolytic cleavage in ITS1 to separate SSU-rRNA from 5.8S rRNA and LSU-rRNA from tricistronic rRNA transcript (SSU-rRNA, 5.8S rRNA, LSU-rRNA)
Cellular component (GO): nucleolus; preribosome, large subunit precursor; nucleus
Molecular function (GO): protein binding
Source: RefSeq, a predicted model, not a curated record